This is a messenger RNA of Dioscorea cayenensis subsp. rotundata (Guinea yam), 1802 nucleotides long. RefSeq names its product patatin-like protein 6. The transcript is spliced from 2 exons. The record is from RefSeq and is a predicted model, not a curated record. Gene Ontology annotation, biological process: lipid metabolic process. Lineage: Eukaryota; Viridiplantae; Streptophyta; Magnoliopsida; Dioscoreales; Dioscoreaceae. Bases 55 to 1410 code for a protein of 451 amino acids.
CUCUUUGUUGUUGGUUCUGUUGUUGUUGUUGUUUUUGUGCAAAACGGUGUCACCAUGACGGCGGCACCGGAAGACAUGCUCGCCUCCACCGCCGCAACCAAGUCCAAGUCUGGGGACGAAGACGGCAACAACGACGACGACGAGCACACCAUGGACACCGACAAGCUCAGCUACGAGAUCUUCUCCAUCCUCGAGAGCAAGUUCCUCUUCGGCUACGACGACCCCAAGCUCCCUCUUCAUCCCCCUCCCGACCCUUCCCAUUUCAAGAACCACCGUGGCAAGGUCUGCAUCCUCUCCAUCGACGGCGCCGGCAUGCGUGGCAUCCUCCCCGGCAAAGCCCUCUCACAUCUCGAACGUUCCCUUCAAUCCAUCUCCGGCCAGCAAAACGCCCGCAUCUCUGACUUUUUCGAUGUCGUUGCCGGCACCGGCGUUGGUGGCCUCUUCGCUUCCAUGCUCUUCUCCUCCUCCCCUUUCUCCGCCGAUGAGACCUGGCGCUUCCUUGCCGAAAAGGCUCGCCGUUUCCUAAAGAAGCCCUCUUCCGGUUUCCUAGCUCGUGCUUUUCGUGGCGGCGGCAGCGGCACUGCUGCCGCCACGGCGGCGAUGGAGAAAGCAAUGAAGGAGACGUUUGGGGAGAAGAUGACCUUGCGAGACACCGUGAAGCCGGUUUUGAUCCCGUGCUACGAUUUGAGAAGCUCGUCCCCGCUCGUCUUCUCCCGCGCCGACGCGUUGGAGAGCGAGAGCUAUGAUUUCAGACUCUGGGAAGUCUGCCGCGCCACCUGGGCAGAGCCUGGCCGGUUCGAGCCGGCCGACAUCCGUUCCGUUGACGGCUCCCGCUCCUGCCUCGGGAUUGACGGCGGUCUCGCCAUGACCAACCCGGCCGCCGCCGCCAUCACCCACGUCCUCCACAACAAGCAAGAGUUCCCCUUUGUUCGCGGCGUCGAGGACCUCAUGGUCCUCUCCCUCGGCUGCGGCGCCGGAGCCGCCGUGCCCGAUGCUUCCUUGCUCCGGCGUUGGACGGCGAAGGAAUGGGCUCGUCCCAUGGCUCGCAUCGCUUCCGAUGGCGCCGCCGACCUUGUCGACCACGCCGUCGCUCUCGCCUUCGCCCAUGCUCGUUCUUCCAACUACGUCCGAAUUCAGGCUAAUUGUUCCAGCAUGGGGGCUUGUUCUGGAGUAGAUGCAGACUCUGACCCAAGUCCCAGCAAUGUGAAAGUGCUUGUGGAUGCAGCUGAGGCAAUGUUGAAGCAGAAGAAUGUGGAGUCAGUGUUGUUCUCUGGGAAAAGAAUUAGUGAAAGAACUAAUUUGGAGAAGUUGGAUUGGUUUGCAGGGGAGCUUGUGCUUGAGCACCAGAGGAGGAGCUGCAGGAUAGCUCCCACGGUUGCUUUCAAGCAAGCAGUAACCAAUCCCAGUUAGCAAAGUAAGCGCAUGCAUGCAAGUCCUCACUUAUAUAUAUAUAUAUAUAUAUAUAUUUUGGUUCAUAUGCUUCAUGCUGCUGUUUUUAAUAUAGCAGUGCAUAUAUGUUUUCUCUUCAGUCUCAAAAAGAUUAAAAAAAAAAAAAAGAUUAUAUCUUCUGUCAGUUCUUUCAAUGUAUUUUGUGGCCUGCUCUGAGAUAUUGGUAGAUUGUUGAUGGCAGUGGCUUCAAUGAAGGUAAUUCCUUUGUAGCAUGUCACAAUCUUCUUACUGUAUUGAUUGCUCCACAAUUGUCUAAAUAGUAUUUUAAAAGGAAGUUAUAUACCCCCCUUUGUUUCAGCAUGUUACUCUGUUCAUAUUUGUAAAAAGUAAAAACCAGCUGUUGCUUGCUUUCA